Molecule: messenger RNA, 1134 nt
Organism: Penicillium brevicompactum
Lineage: Eukaryota; Fungi; Ascomycota; Eurotiomycetes; Eurotiales; Aspergillaceae
Product: putative endo-1,4-beta-glucanase
Exons: 4
Coding region: 1-1134 (377 amino acids)
Biological process (GO): carbohydrate metabolic process
Cellular component (GO): extracellular region
Molecular function (GO): cellulose binding
Source: RefSeq, a predicted model, not a curated record
AUGUAUGCCCUCCUCGCGCCUGCCCUCUUCAUCUCCUUGGUGGCAGCGCAUGGCCAUGUCACGAACAUAGUGGUUAAUGGCGUCUCUUUCGAUGGAUGGGAUAUUGGUAGCUACCCAUACACAGAUUCACCGCCCACGGUGGUAGCUUGGGGUACACCAAACACUGCCAAUGGGUUUAUCGAGCCUGAUGGGUACACGACUUCGGAUAUCAUUUGCCAUAACAAUGCUACCAAUGCCAAAGGGCAUGCAGUUGUAGCUGCAGGUGACAGAGUAUUUCUGCAAUGGACCGACUGGCCCGACUCUCACCACGGACCUGUCAUUGACUACCUUGCCAGCUGCGGCGCAGGCGGUUGCGAGACUGUGGAUAAAAACAAGCUUGAAUUCUUCAAGAUUGAUGGUGUCGGUCUGGUUGACGACAUAACGGUACCCGGGACCUGGGGCGACGACCAGCUUAUUGAUCAAGGCUCGUCAUGGAUGGUUGAAAUUCCCUCGAGCAUCGCAGCGGGCUAUUACGUCUUGAGACAUGAGUUGAUUGCACUCCACAGUGCAGGCACCGAGGGCGGAGCACAGAAUUACCCACAGUGCUUCAAUCUCCAGGUCACUGGCUCAGGCUCAGAUGUACCGGCGGGUGUUCUGGGCACGAAGCUGUAUAGCCCGACGGACCCAGGUAUUCUCGUCAACAUUUACACCUCGUUGUCAACUUAUGUUGCCCCAGGGCCAACCCUCUACAGCGGUGCAGUCUCUAUCACCCAGACUACAUCCGCAAUUACAGCCACAGGCACCCCAGUCACUGGUUCGGGCGCUGUAACGAGUGCAACAAGUGCAACAAGUAUUGAGCCCGUUGCUACUACGACUCCAAUCUCCAAAGCGACCACAACAGUCGCACCCAUCGCCACUGUUCGCCCUACGACUUUAGUGACUAUCUCUGGUAAACCUACUUCGACCGUCGCGACGCACGCAGACACCACUGCGCCAACAGUUGCAACCACCGCAUCUGCCGCUGCAGGUGGGUCACAAGCUGUCUAUCAGCAAUGUGGAGGAAUCAAUUGGAAAGGUGCCACUGCCUGUGCAUCACCAGCGGCGUGCUCUUCGAUGAACCCGUACUACUCUCAGUGCGUGCCGACCGCUGCAUAG